Messenger RNA from Paramuricea clavata, 642 nucleotides. The record is from the annotation of a GenBank genome assembly. NCBI's taxonomy places the organism in Eukaryota, Metazoa, Cnidaria, Anthozoa, Malacalcyonacea, Plexauridae.
AUGUUUUGUCCUGAGUGUGGAUCUGCUGUAAAUAAGGAGGAACUUCUCAUAUGUUAUUAUUUUCACCGUGGAUUUAGUUACUCGUCUAUUAUUUCUUUUCUGAAUAAACGUCACGAUAUCGAGAUUUCUCUGCGAACUCUUCAAAAUAGGCUCUCAGAAUAUGGGUUGAAAAGACGGGGUACCGACACCCCUGAUGCAGUGAUUUAUGAAGUUAUCGAACGCGAAUUAGAUGGUCCAGGUUGUAGGCAUUGUCUCCGUAUUAAAUAUGGAAUUCAAACUUCGAGAAAUAAUGUUGAAAGAAUUCUGCGUGACAUCGAUCCAGAAGGAACUGCUUUACGAAGAGCGCAUCGACUUAGGAGAAGAUCUUACACCAAUCCCGGGCCUAAUUAUGCGUGGCAUGUAGACGGGUACGAUAAACUGAAACCGUACGGUUUUCCCAUCCACGGCUGCGUGGAUGGCUUUAGUCGUCGUCUUUUGUGGUUAAAAGUUUGUCGAACGAACAACGACCCAUCAUACGUUGCAUCUUUUUUUUACGAGUGCGUGCAGACAACUAACGGUUGCCCAAGACCGGUUGCCCAACUAACGGUUGCAAAACGGGGUCAUGGCAGCGAUGCAAUGCUACUUUCGUGCACAAGGAAAUGA